This is a messenger RNA of Phycodurus eques (leafy seadragon), 3229 nucleotides long. RefSeq names its product protein LRATD2-like. The transcript is spliced from 2 exons. Lineage: Eukaryota; Metazoa; Chordata; Actinopteri; Syngnathiformes; Syngnathidae. The record is from RefSeq and is a predicted model, not a curated record. The coding region runs from base 227 to 1072 and encodes 281 amino acids.
UUAAAACCAAUACUGAGUGUCCCACGACACACUGGCGUGGAGUGCGCUGAACUGCUAACACAAGGGAAGGAAGAGGAGUUCAAAGGAACACAUUCGAACACACUCUGCUGUACAGGUGCCGCUCCAGUGGAGGAUUUCCAAACCGGGACAUGGAUUAUUGGCGACACUUUGGAUCGCGUUGAAGAACAGGUGGAUUCCGUUUGCGCGCUCCACUCCUUUCACCUUUAUGGGGAACCAGGUGGAGAAACUAACUCAUCUGAAUUACGUGGAGGUGCCCACGUCGGACCCGAAUGGCUUGGAGCCUGACGUGGACGACGGACCGCGCAUCGGCGUCUCUUACAUUUUCUCGAACGACGGCGGCGGCGACGGCGACGGUGACGACGACGAGGAUGACAAUUCGGAGCCCUUCCCACCGGAGAACCCCCUCGCGAAGCACGAAGAGAAGCCGUUCGCACCCGAAGACGAGCUGGAGUGUUCGGUUUACUUCCGAGAGGAGUGCAUGUUCGAGCGGGGCCCCGGAACCGCCACGCACUCGGCCGAGAGUCUGCUCAACAAGUGCAGACCCGGAGACGUGCUGGAGUUCGUGGCCACGGGACAGUACCCGCACUGGGCCGUGUACGUGGGCGACUUCCAGGUGGUCCACUUGCAUCGGGCGGAGAUCAAGAACGGCUUCCUCACCGACGUGAGUCAGGGCAAGAGGGGCCGCAUCGUGAACGCUCUCUACCGCUACAGGGCGCUCCAGCCGCAGAUGAUCGUCCGUAAUGCCGUGGAUCACGUGGGCUCCAGGGACCGAGAACUCUACUGGAGGAACUCCGAGUGCUUUGCGGCCUGGUGCCGCUUUGGUCGGCGAGAGUUUAAAAUCGGAGGAGAGAUCAGGAUCGGAAAACAGCCUUACCGCUUAAAUAUGCACUUUUCCGAUAAGAAGAGCCACGUCCUGGAGUUCCAGAGCCUGGAGGACGUGAUCAUGGAGAGGAGGAGGAAUGACCAGAUCGGGAAGGAUGCUGUAAUGCAAGAACUGGCCAAUCACCUGAAGGCAGCGCAGGACUUUCAAGAGGACUCUUUAGGAAACUGAAGCUGGGUUUAAUUGCCUUUGGGCUGUGAGGGACUGAAUACUCCCAAUGAGCGCAGUUCUAUUGGUUUAAACACAACUGUGCUAACAGGCGGAGUGACACUUGUUUACAUUCAAAUCCUCACACGUAAAGACACAAAAUAGGCAUCUAUCUAUUAUGUGACUUUUGUGGGAUGCAGUUGCACCUGCGAAAAAGCCAGCAUUUAAUAGCACACAGUCCUAUUUUUUCCUCUGUUUGUAGCCAAUCAUGUAUCACUUAAAAAAAAAAAAAAAAAUAGUCGACUUCAUAUUUUUUCAACUUGUGCCAUAAAAUUUCUUUGAUAGAUUGUUUUGCAAUUUCAAAAUGAAAAGAUUGCAGAAGAUGUAAAUUCCAAACACGAGCAGAGGGGGAAAAAAGAAACUUGCAAGGUCCAGUGUUGAUCAAUAUGAUAAAGAAAAUAACACUUGAGACAGAGUGGUCAGUUUUGUUGACUAAAUAAGGACACCAUUUUGCCACUGUUUUCAACACAAAUCAUUUGGGAGGCAUAUUUGUGCACUCAAAAAAAGAGUGUUGAACAGAUUAAUACAAAAAUUAUGAAAAUAUAUUUUAUAGAGCAGAAUGUGCUCAUUCUUGUAUGUGCAACUUUGUGGUUCGAGCGUGCAAAGUUGUGACUGCACUUAUUUUUUUUCUUCCUGUCAUUAUCAAAAUGCUUCUAUCCAAUCAUUGCACAGCUUUAACUACUUUUUGGAUACUUUGUCAACACUGUUUGAAGUCAUUAUUCAGCACCUUUAUUGAUACGUUUAUUUUUUGGAAAAUAAAAAAUGUUUGUAUGAAGGAAUCUGUAAAUAAAUAUUUGACCAAUGCAAGUUCUUCUGCUUUUGAAUACAUGAAGAAAUUCUAAUUUGAUGAGGUUAUUUGGCAUCUUCAAUAGCAGCAUCUAUUAUGCUUGCAAGGCAUUUUUCUUAACAUUGUGUACACUGGGCCAGCUGAAAAUAAGUAAUUUCUUUGUGAAUUGCCACAGGCAUGGUUAUUUGGCUUUCUUUCCUUCCCUUGGAACCGCGGAGUUCAUUACAGUUCAGUCACACGUGCAGGUUUUAUUAGACAACAUUCAUAAAUAGGCAAAAACCCUUCAGUGAGUCAUCGCAUCUUUAUUUACAACUACAUAAUUAAAAUGGAAAUCAUAUGUGGCUAGAAUUGCAGUGUGUGUGUUUUGGAUUAUAGGAACAGAGCCCUCCGAAGGAGAGCUACCUGUUCUGUGUGAAAAUGUUCUGGCCUUGAAGAGGAAGAACCUCCCUCCUCUCUCUAAUGAGAAUGUUUUCAUGCUUGUUGUGUUUCUUUGCAUUUUUGAGCAGGUCAUGUCCCAAAAGAGCUAAAGUAGGAUCAUGGUGUGGGCUGGUAACAAGCAGACGAGCUGCUGGACACAUUAGCAUUUCUUCAAUUCUUCAUGGUCUGUCACUGUGACGAAAUAGGAGUUGUGUGCGUGUGGGUGUGUGUGUAUGAGAUUCAUUUUUAUGAUAGUCAUAUUUUUGUAACGGUUAACGAGUGAGGACAGAAUGGGGUGAAGCACACAAUGUUAAAACAGAUGUGUGCAAUGGAACUAUUAAGAAUAUGUGACCUUUUUUACGUCAUGCUUAAAUGUUAUCACAUUAUGUUGCCCAAAUGAAUAUACAGGAAAACCUUGAGAGUGCCUGAAAUUGUGUAUUUCAGAAAUAGACCAACAUUUUAAUGAAAAAUAUAGCUCUGAAGUUUUACACAACUUUAGAAUUUAUGAGACGUACCUCUCAAAAGAGAGUUUUUUGGGGGUGAGGGUUUUUUUUGAGACACUUGCAAAGAACACCAUAGGGUUAGAAGAACACCGUGAGAAGGAAAGAGAGGAAAUGUUGUUUUAUAUGUUUUACUAUUUGUAAAUAAUAGCGGUGGUUAACUGAUCCUCAUUUGUGUAAUGACACGACUCAACUUUGCAUUACCAUUUUUGUCAUCAGUCAUUAAAAUUGAGUUUACUCUAGGAUUUAUGUUAACAGUGGUUACCUUUUGAAAUGGCUGUAUACAAUAGUAAAACAUUCCUCAAAAUAUUGCCUUUACAGUAUGGUAAUUAAUGGUUGUAUGAUGGUGGUAGUGCAAAAUCCCUGGAAUGUUAAUUUUUUUCCAUGGAAUAAAUUGUCUCCAAAUCAAAUCAGAGG